UUAAACAAGGCGUGAAAGGAGAUUUGGAUGAAGAUUUGGCAAAGGCGAUAGAGCAGAGCAUUCUUGAGCUCGGAAGGUUACUUGCGAAAACUGGUCAGGCAGAAGAGCUUGGAGGGUUAAUCCAGUAUAUCAGGCCAUUUUUGUCAUGUAUCAGCAAGGCAAAGGCAGCCAAGCUUGUGCGAGCAUUAGUGGAUAUAUUACUGGACAUGGAACUAAACACUGGAAAAGUGGUUCAGUUAUGUAAAGAAUGCAUUGAAUGGGCUAAGGAAGAGAAGCGAACAUUUUUGCGGCAGAGCUUAGAGGCACGUCUUGUUGCUCUUUACUAUGACACAAAGGAAUACACAAAUGCAUUGUCAUUAGCAUCACAACUGCUUAGGGAAUUAAAAAAGCUAGAUGACAAGAACCUGCUAGUUGAGGUGCAGCUGUUGGAGAGCAAGACCUAUCAUGUACUCAGCAACCUUCCAAAAGCCAGGGCCGCGCUGACGUCGGCGCGGACGACGGCAAACUCGAUCUACUGCCCGCCGAAGAUGCAGGCGGCGCUCGACAUGCAGUCGGGCAUCCUGCACGCGGCCGAUGAGCGCGACUUCAAGACGGCCUUCUCCUACUUCUACGAGGCGUUUGAGGGCUACGACUCAAUCGAGCUGACGCCGCGCGCCGUCACCGCACUCAAGUACAUGCUGCUGUGCAAGAUCAUGCUGAACUGCCCUGACGAUGUACAGAGCCUGAUCAGUGGUAAGCUAGGCCUCAAGUAUGCCGGACCUGAGAUAGAGGCGACAAAGAGCAUUGCCCAGGCCAGUCACAAGCGUUCUCUUGCAGAUUUCCAGCAGACACUGGAGCGGUACCAGGCGGAGUUGGUGCAGGACCCCAUCGUUCACGCGCAUCUCGACUCUCUUUACGAUGACCUCCUAGAAAAGAACCUUUGCAGGAUCAUCGAACCGUACUCUCGCGUGCAGGUGGAGCAUGUAGCUAAGGCUAUUAAUCUGCCAAUAGACACGGUGGAGAGAAAGCUCUCUCAAAUGAUUCUGGACAAGAAGUUCAGUGGUAUCUUGGAUCAGGGAGAGGCCGUUCUGAUCGUCUUCGAGGAGGCGACCGUGGACAAGACGUACGAGACGUCGCUGGAGACGAUAAACAACAUGGGGAAGGUCGUCGACGCUCUCUAUCAGAAAGCAAAGAAACUAACAUAACGUGAGCGCGAGGGCAGCGGCGAGUGUUCAGAGCGCGCUUGCGCUAUCCUCGCUCCGUCUGUCGACGCGGCGAUUCAUGACGGAAAAUGCGCUUUUGCAUUUUCUCAGCAGACGUCAGCGGGGAGGGGGGGGGGAGGGUCGAUGUCGUCUGCACUCGGAGGUCACGUUUGCAUUUUUCUUGGGCGAGCGAGCAUGUCGAGUAGUAGCGUAACAGUUUCUCCCGCUGUAUCUUCCAGCGUUGGUUUAUUCUUGGACGUUCACGCGUAUCAUCUGCAUAUAUGCUAUUAGUGUGCAGUAGUUGAUGAGAGGACAUGGAUUGGUUGUUAUAUUGACUGACCCGGUUACAAACAAAACAUCUAGCACUGCAUAUGAAAUGUGUGACUAUCAGUACUCACAGGUGUCGAAGUAUAUAUAUGAGAGCAUUUAAUGGAGCAGAGAUUGCUACCAGUAGUUAUUACUGUACAUAGAUCAAUGGGUACAUGUAUCACUCCAAGAAUUUAAUUUAAAAUGAAAUUUUGCACUUUAAAAAAAAUCUAGUAGGCAUAGUGACUAAAAAUACUCGCAAUACCACGUUUUUGGUAAUUAUCUGGCUGCAUUAUAUUUAUAUAUGUAUAUAUAUAUAUGAAGUGAGCCUGCAAUUAAUACAAGGCAAUGCAAUCGAUUAAUGUUUGAGUGCGUUUUCCAACUAAUGCCAGCAAAGCAUUGCUGGCUGAUUAAGGUGGAAGUACAUAACUUUACGUCUAGGUAAUUGAGUGAUUUUGGAGUGGUAGAUUUUCUCAUUCAUCUAUUUUUUAUUACUUAUUUCCUUCUAUUCGUCAAGUGAAUAAAAUAACAAAUAUUUUGAGAAAGACA
Molecule: messenger RNA, 2036 nt
Organism: Priapulus caudatus
Lineage: Eukaryota; Metazoa; Priapulida; Priapulimorpha; Priapulimorphida; Priapulidae
Product: 26S proteasome non-ATPase regulatory subunit 11A-like
Biological process (GO): ubiquitin-dependent protein catabolic process
Cellular component (GO): proteasome regulatory particle, lid subcomplex
Molecular function (GO): structural molecule activity
Source: RefSeq, a predicted model, not a curated record